Molecule: messenger RNA, 540 nt
Organism: Olea europaea var. sylvestris
Lineage: Eukaryota; Viridiplantae; Streptophyta; Magnoliopsida; Lamiales; Oleaceae
Product: histone H4
Exons: 1
Coding region: 57-368 (103 amino acids)
Biological process (GO): nucleosome assembly
Cellular component (GO): nucleosome
Molecular function (GO): DNA binding; structural constituent of chromatin; protein heterodimerization activity
Source: RefSeq, a predicted model, not a curated record
CAUUACUCACACAUCGCAAAUCAAAUCCGUUGAAAUUUCACAAUUCUCUCAGAAAAAUGUCAGGAAGGGGCAAAGGCGGCAAGGGUUUGGGAAAGGGAGGUGCAAAGCGCCACCGUAAGGUGCUGAGGGAUAACAUUCAGGGUAUCACGAAGCCAGCGAUUAGGCGGUUGGCUCGCCGUGGAGGAGUAAAGCGUAUCAGUGGUCUUAUUUACGAGGAGACACGUGGUGUCCUCAAGAUCUUCCUUGAGAAUGUUAUCCGUGAUGCUGUGACCUACACUGAGCAUGCUCGCCGUAAAACUGUGACGGCCAUGGACGUUGUGUACGCCCUCAAGAGGCAGGGGAGGACGUUAUAUGGCUUUGGUGGUUAAAUAGCUAGGUAUGGUUGGAGAAAUUGGGUUUGGGUGGUGGUGACGUUUUGUAUAAAUGUGGGAUCUUGUUAGGGCAAGGAUGCUGUAUUAGGUUUUAAAUGAUUGUACUUUGAUCUGUCUUAGAUCCUUUGUCCGUUUCUUCAGUUAAUGAAAUUCUGUUUCUAUUAUUUUA